Molecule: messenger RNA, 282 nt
Organism: Dovyalis caffra
Lineage: Eukaryota; Viridiplantae; Streptophyta; Magnoliopsida; Malpighiales; Salicaceae
Source: the annotation of a GenBank genome assembly
UUUUUCAUUCCGAAUACGCAAUUUUGUGUAACUCGGGCCUCGCGGCCGGUCCCAGCUCCCGGCACCGGCCCAUUCAACGUGUGCAUGGCCACGCGCUCGGUGUCCACGGAGGGCUCGCGAGCAUGCGCUCCCGGUGUGCGCAAGGGCUCGCGAGCGGACGCGCGCCCGGCUCGAGCAGGCGCUGCUAGCCGGUGCGACCCGGCUCACGGAGGCUGGGAGCGAGGUUGCCCGGCAUGCGUAGGGGCUGCGAGAGGUGCGCUAGCGCGCGCGGGGCUUGAGUGA